AUGUCUACCAACAAGGACCAAACCUCGACCCUCUCGUCGUACGUAGACCAAGCCACCGGCGCCGUACAAAGCGCGCUCGGCUCCCUCACAGGCAGCACCGCCGACAAAUCCCAAGGCGAAACCCGCAAAGCCAACGCCUCCGCCGAACACACACUAUCCCACUCCGCCGCCAAAGCCGGUCCCUUCACCGUCUCGGGCUCGGGGGGCGUAGCAAAAGACGACUCGGACCGCACAGCCGGGUCCUGGAACCAGAACGUCGGCGCUGCGAAAGAGGCGCUAGGUGGGUUUGCCGGCGCAGAGGGCCUCAAGCAAGAAGGGAUUCAGCAGAAUCGGGCGGGCAAGGAGCAGGAGGCGCAGGGACAGUUGAGCGAUUUGGGGAAGGGGUUUGGGGAUCGUGUUGGGGGGACGGUUGGGGGGGCUGUGGCGGGACUGACGGGGAAUGAGGCGCAGAGGAGGGAGGCGCUGAGGCAGCAUGAUGAGGGGAAGGCGAGGCAGAGGGGGGUGGAGGUUGAUUUGCAGAAGCAGGCGCAGCAGUAG
Molecule: messenger RNA, 537 nt
Organism: Dothidotthia symphoricarpi CBS 119687
Lineage: Eukaryota; Fungi; Ascomycota; Dothideomycetes; Pleosporales; Dothidotthiaceae
Exons: 2
Coding region: 1-537 (178 amino acids)
Source: RefSeq, a predicted model, not a curated record